This is a messenger RNA of Cyanidioschyzon merolae strain 10D, 2013 nucleotides long. RefSeq lists its product as hypothetical. Lineage: Eukaryota; Rhodophyta; Bangiophyceae; Cyanidiales; Cyanidiaceae. Bases 1 to 2013 code for a protein of 670 amino acids. The transcript has a single exon. The record is from RefSeq and is a predicted model, not a curated record.
AUGCGGAACAAUACGCCAACCGCUAUAGAGCCGAAAGCAACGCCACGCACGCGACGGCGUCUUUCCUUCUCUGUGGAGAGCCCAGAGCGCGGUGACGCGCCCAGAAGUGAACCUAAGCUUGCGCAUCAUUAUUCAACUCGGCACAGUGAGAAGAUCCGCAGGUGUCGACCUCCAGUUGACGAUGAUGGUUGCACAACGGGCAAUGUCCAACUUGUUGGCACCCCGUCAGGGCGGGCAACGCGCUUACCGGCAAAUCAUACCCCAAGGCGCGUGCAUUUCGAGGCCACUGAUCGAGACGCGCCUUCUCAGCGGAUUUCAGAUGCACUGCGCUUCGUAUGGAGUUUGAAUCUGGUUAGUUAUUCUCUGGCAUGGGCGGUGUCGCGAAUUCACGAACGCUGGUCAAGCAUACACGGGCGACUUGCGUCUGGCGGCCGCGGGCGCCGCUGGGAAACGACCAGCCUUGCAGCACGACCCCGUCGUCGUCGUCGUUCCUUCAAGCUAGCUAUGUUCGUGCUUAUCGGUUUGCUCUGUGUUCUGACAGGGUGUCUCAAGCCCGGCGCACCAGCGUAUCGAAAAGCCUUCUCCGCAUUGCUUUCGAUCCCUGAUCGGGGAAGAGUAUUCUCCGGGAACCUGAUGCCGCGAAAAUUGGUGAGCGUCUUUUAUAGCGGCUUUCAACGGAGCGGCCAACUCAUUGCACGAUUAGGUAGUGUGCCUGUGUGGUUGCGUCAAUUCUCUCACCAUGCAAAAGCGUCUAUGAAAGGGGAAACAAUACAAACUACGAGGCCACGCGCGAUAUCGAACUUUGGAUCUGGACUCGACUGGGCUAGGCAUUUAUCCGUGUUCCAGAGAUCCACGUGGAGAGCUCUGUGGAGCGCUUCGAUCGCCUCGUAUCAUGUUUUGCCUGGAAUGCACUGGUAUUCCGAGUGGCUACGUCAUCGCGCUCCUGCUCGCGCUGAUUCCCACUGGAAUGAGCUCGUCCAUCGAAUUGAUCGGAUUGAAGCGCUCCUCUCCGAACAACUGACUCGAAUGGAGAAUACGUCCUCGUCCCCAUGGCGCGGGGAUGAUUCUCAAUCACAGCCGGAUGUGGAGACAUUGCUUGGAUAUUUGCGUGACAACAAGGCAGGCGCGCUUGUGGAUCUCGAUAAUCUCCAACAUGUACAUGUACAACAGGCAUCCGCAAUCUCGACAGAGCUACGGGAGCUUCGCGAGUCAUUAGCAACAGUUCGCACGGACGCUAUGCAACUGGUACGCAACUUGGAAACUCGAUUUGAGCGCCUCGAAGGCAUGCUGCGUCGACAGCGUGCGCACAUGCACAACUCGCAGUGGAUGUCGACAGCAGCAUCGGAUUAUGCGCUCGCCUCGGCUGGAGCACGAAUCAUUCGCGCCCAGCCUUCCUGGACAAGGACAUUUGUCAGCUACUGGAGCAACCGCGUGCGCUGCGUCUUGAGGGCUGCUUUCGGAUCGCGAGCUGCACGCAACUGCCAUCGCCCGUUGCCUUUUGCGCCAGCCAUUAUGCUGCAGUCGCAGGGUCUUCAUGCGCCGCUUUCACGCGGUCGGUGUUGGCACGUUCCCCGUGGCUCUGCCUCAGUGAUAGUCCAGCUGUCGGAGCCGAUCUGUCCGGCAACAAUCAUGCUGCUCUUUUCAACGAGUCGUGCGUCUGCGCACGCAUCCUUCCAAAACGAAACUCCAUCCGUGCAGGUCCGCUACGAAGCGCUUUUGUCGUUUCGUUCGCCAGCGAUGUUCACGCUCCAGGGUACAUCGACACCAAAUGACUGUUUCGGCAACAGUGAGACAAGAUUCUGCCGAGUGUCGCUCCGAGUCGAUCCACAAGUUUGUGUGGAGCCGCUCUCGAUCGUUCGCGUGCACUUUGCGCAGAUCGGUAACGAGCGCAAAUAUGCGGAGCAUUUGGACAAGCCGAGUACAAAACGACGCCCCCUGCACGCAUAUCCUGCGGUCGAUUUAUGUAUCUACAAACUUGCUGUCUUAGACUUUGCCCAGGAAAACCCCAUAUGA